Molecule: messenger RNA, 675 nt
Organism: Durusdinium trenchii
Lineage: Eukaryota; Dinophyceae; Suessiales; Symbiodiniaceae
Source: the annotation of a GenBank genome assembly
AUGCACCAGUACCAGAUCGUGGGGCGAGCAGCACCCACCAACAAGAACCCGACUCCUAAGAUCUACCGAAUGAGGAUCUUUGCGCGCAACGUGGUCCUCGCCAAGUCCCGCUUUUGGUACUUCAUGAAGAGGCUCAACAAGGCCAAGAAGAGCGGUGGCGAGUUGCUUUCCGUGAACGAGCUCCAUGACACUAGCCCCACCAAGGUGAAGAACUACGGCAUUUGGCUGCGCUAUGACAGCCGCACCAACACUCACAACAUGUACAAGGAGUACCGCAACGUGAACAUCAACGGUGCUGUUGGGCAGCUGUACCAGGAGAUGGCCGGCCGCCACCGCGCUGAUCCCGGCUCCAUUCAGAUCAUCCACGCCACCACUGUGCCGGAUGACAAGUGCCGCCGCGAUCACGUCUUGGACGGGAGAGUUGCCAGUGUCUAUCGGAGUGAUGCUCACUUGGCGAGACCACUUGGUCAAAGAAGUCUGCUCACUUUUGUAUCCACAAGUUGGGAGGAGAUGCAUGGCGACAGGCUCAAGUUCCCCGUCGUCAGGACAGGUCCUGCGCACCCACGAGAAAGUCCUCACUUGUGGCCGAUUUCAUUGGGCCAUCUAAACGAGUUUAGGUGGCCUAUUUCUACGGCAAGACAUACUUUAUAUAAGACAUACUUUAUAGAUAUAUAG